AUGGAGGAUCGACCGCGCCACUGUUGGGAAUGUCUCCGGCGGUCUUUGGUCUGUGACUUUAUCCGGCCCCAAUGUAAGCGGUGCUCUACCUCCGGGAUCGUUUGCCCUGGAUACGAAGAUAAGGCGCCUUUCAGGUUAAAGUGGCUUCCUCCUGGAAGGUCUAAAUCUCUAGCGGUGACCUUUUAUCGCUACCGGGGACUUGUGAUUCGCUCCCUCAGAAACGAUAUCAAUCAAGGACAUAAGCGUGCAAGCGAUGUCGUCCUUGCCGGAAUCAUCACGCUUCUACUCGUUGAUGUGAGUCUAAAGUGCAGUAUGAGGAACCAUCCGCCGAUACUAAACCAUAUUUUGCUACGCAAGGCUCAGCAAGGUGCCUCUCCCCACUGGCGAUACCACAUGGAAGGGCUCCAGAAACUAAUCUUGCUGCGCGGCGGCAUCCGUUCUCUGGCCAGGUCGGCCCGCUUAGCACCACUGCUCCAUUGCUUUGUCUGCAUCGCAGUCAUUGGGGACACUGUCUCUCCCACUUCCCACUUGGCAACUAGUAGAUUGCGCCUUGAAGAAAGUUACUUUAUAUUAGAGAACCUCGGCAACGGAGUCUUUGACUUCCAGAUGUGUCCCAAGCCCCUGUUCGCCGAGAUUAUCAGGAUCAAUCAUCUUCGCGUGCAAGCCUGGAAACAAAGUCCCACACGACCGGGCCCUCUUGCCCAAGAGGCGUAUGGGGUCCUUAAUCGUAUCAAUACUUUCUCUUCUGAACGAUGGGCCGAUUCCAAACCGUCAUCAAAAGAGGACUGGAGGAUUGUGGGAGAAUCGUACCAGGCGGCCGUGUCAUUAUACUGCAUCCUGUCGCUGCAGAGCCUGUCUGUUCUGCCUCUGAACCCCUCACUGAGAGCCAGUUGUGCCAGCUGUGGGCGGCUUCUGCAGGACCUGCUCAACGAGGCCCUGUCAUCCCCAAGAAUAAAAAGAUCCGUACUAUGGCCGUUGGUCGUGCUCGGGGUGCUAGCUGUGAAUGGCGGUGCAGGGAUGCGAGCUUUUGUUCGAGAACACCUGCCGGAGAUGAGUCGCCACAUUGGCUCAUAUGUGCCGCUGAUGGCUAAAGCCCUGCUGGAGAAAUUUUGGGCGUCGGGCGAGACGUCUUGGGACGCUUGCUUCGACAAACCGUACACCGUGGUGACGCAGAUUGCGGUGGACCUCAGCCAAUUGGACUAA
Messenger RNA from Aspergillus fumigatus Af293, 1203 nucleotides. The record is from RefSeq and is a predicted model, not a curated record. NCBI's taxonomy places the organism in Eukaryota, Fungi, Ascomycota, Eurotiomycetes, Eurotiales, Aspergillaceae.